Molecule: messenger RNA, 1862 nt
Organism: Branchiostoma floridae (Florida lancelet)
Lineage: Eukaryota; Metazoa; Chordata; Leptocardii; Amphioxiformes; Branchiostomatidae
Product: zinc finger MYND domain-containing protein 12-like
Exons: 9
Coding region: 175-1290 (371 amino acids)
Molecular function (GO): protein binding
Source: RefSeq, a predicted model, not a curated record
AGUUUACAUAAAAGCCGCAAGGAGACGCUGCAGUACAAUGCCUGGUAGAAAAUCUAGCGGGUAGUUCGAUACCUGCAGAUUCGAAUGUGUUCUUAGCAACGCAAGGCUUGCCUGGUAACACUUUCACUCUCGAUCAACUUUGCAGUCGGAAUCGUGAGUUUCUGAGGUACGAAGAUGACGUUGAAUCCCCUGGCGAACCCCAAGGGUGUGAGUCUGCUGUGUGAGCUGUGUCAGAAGCCGGCGUUUAUCCAAUGUACAAAGUGCCGAGUAACAUACUACUGUGGUGUAGAGCACCAGAAGGCAGACUGGAUGGGGAUCCAUGAGAAGAUCUGCCAGAUGCUGAUCCCUCUGCGCAUGCCCGAACCCUUCCUGAGCUCUGACGAUGAGCGGCAGCACAGACAUCAGCAGAUGACACACAGAAAGAAGCGUAUGAUUGAGCUGACGCGUACGACGGGACAGAAGUUGCUGUUUGAGGGUCACCACGAGCAGGCGGUCCCCGCCGCCAUGCAGUCCCUCAGGUUCAGUAUUGAUGUGUACGGACUCAGCUCCAUCGAGCUUGUACCAUCUUAUCUCAUCCUGGGGGAGGCCAGCAUCGGACUCGGCAGACUGCAGCAGGCUGAGGAGUACCUUGCUCAGGCAGAAUGGACGGUUCUGAAGACCCCAGAAUGCAGCAGCGCCAUCAAGUCCAAACUGUACCGCAACCUCGGCCUGCUGUUCGCUGCCAAGGGGAACUACGACGAGGCCCGCCACCAGCUGGCAAAUGAUAUCUACUAUGCGAGUGAGGAGUUUGGUCCCCAUGAUAUCCACACGGCUGGCGGGUACUUCCACAUGGCUAACGUGUUCUUCAGGAUGAACAGGAUGGACGUGGCUGACUCACUAUACACAGAGGUGACGAACAUCUGGCACCAGCACCUGUCCCAGCUGAUCAGGUGGCGGCUGAAGACACCUGCGACACCCUCUGGCAUCGGUCCAGCUGUGGAGGGGGCACAGGAGGAGGAAGGCGGGCUCGACGAAGCUCAGGAGGCUGAAGCCAUCCAGGUGUUGAACUCCAUCCAUGACAUGAGGGAACAGCUGGCCCACCAGAACCCCCUCGGACUGGCUAACAUCUGCCACACCCUCACCAUGCUGUACUACCUGCUCAAUGAUAUGGACAAGGCUCGAGAGUUCAGUCGUAAGGCCCUCCUGUCCAGUGAGACGGCGCCUCCCGGGGAGGACGGAUCUCUCACCACGAUCUCCGAGCUCGCCAAGGUCCUGGAUGUCCAUCCUGAGACAGCCACUACUACAUCAUAAAUCUCAACCUUGUCUUGUAAACAUUCAGAUUGUCUGUGAUGCUAUUCAAUUUUGAUGUUUAUAGUUUGUAAAGAUUUGGUACACAAUGUACUAGAAAGUGGUUUAUUGAUAAUUAUACGUUUUUAUUAGCAAGAUGCUAGCUUUUUUCCCAGGCUUGCAUGCCUUUACCUCUUUUUGGCUACAAUGUCUGAAAAACAACAAAAAUGAGAAGGUGUGGCCUUCUCUGUGAUGACCUUUGUCAAAAGUUGUGAAUCUGAACUGAAUAUAUAUUUUCAUGUUUCUACUCUCAACAAUUUUGAACAAAUGUUUACAGCAUUUACUAUAUUUCUAUAGGUUUGGGGGUGAUUUUUGGUCAUGUUUGAAUCAACUUAGAUGACGCUUAUAUAUACAGUUAUGUCUGCAGUGUACAUACUUAAUACACAAACUAUCAUAGAUAAACUAUAUUUGACAGUUACCAAAUAAAUAGUCAAUUGUGAAAACAUUUCAGGAAAAGACUUAGGCGAAUAUCAAUGAUUACUGUUUAAUCCUGUAAAUAUCAUUUGAUAAAAUCCAUAUCUUUGAUAUGUUUAAAA